This is a messenger RNA of Eucalyptus grandis, 1144 nucleotides long. Its product is annotated as hydroxyethylthiazole kinase. Gene Ontology annotation, biological process: thiamine biosynthetic process. The record is from RefSeq and is a predicted model, not a curated record. Lineage: Eukaryota; Viridiplantae; Streptophyta; Magnoliopsida; Myrtales; Myrtaceae. Gene Ontology annotation, molecular function: magnesium ion binding; hydroxyethylthiazole kinase activity; ATP binding.
AUAGGCAAAAAUAUAAUUCGCCCGAGAUUUAUAGUCGCGCCCUCACAUGCCCCUCCCUCUUCGUAUUGAUAAGAAAAGGGAAAAGAGAGCGCGGGAGAGAGAGGAUAAAUCGAUCGAUCAGAGCACCGAGAUCGAUCGAUGGGAGAAUCCUCCGCAGACUGGGCCGGCAUCGCCUGGACCUUCCUCGCCGAAGUGAGGCGGCGAUCGCCGCUUGUCCAGUGCAUCACCAACUUCGUGUCCAUGGACCUGAUGGCCAACACCCUUCUCGCCGCCGGCGCUUCGCCCGCCAUGCUCCAUUCCCUCCAGGAGCUCCCGGACUACCCUAAUGCUGACGCCCUCUGCGUCAACGUCGGCACCCUUACUGCCGACUGGCUGCCGGCCAUGAAGCUCGCCGCCGAGCUCGCCGCCAGCUCCGGGAGGCCAUGGGUCCUCGACCCGGUGGCCGCUGGGGCUUCGGGUUUCCGGUUGAACGCUUGUAGGGAGCUCGUGGGACUCAAACCCACUGUCAAGGGAAACGGGUCCGAGAUAAUCGCGCUCGCGAAUGCCUCCGUCGGAUUCACCAAGGGUGUCGACAGCUCCCAUGACUCAAAGGAUGCAGUAGAAGCAGCAAAGUCAUUGGCUCAGGCAAGUGAAGCUGUAGUCGCGGUAUCUGGAGCCGUUGACAUAAUUACAGAUGGAAAAAGAGUGGUAGGUGCCUCGAAUGGGGUUCCAAUGAUGCAGAACAUUACAGCAACCGGGUGUUCUGUCACGGCACUCAUUUCUGCCUUUGUUGCUGUUGACCCUUCACGUGCCUUUGAAGCUACAGCCUCGGCAUUAUCUAUAUUUGGCAUUGCUGGUGAGAUUGGAAUGGAGAUGGCAAAAGGUCCAGCUUCAUUGCGCAUGCACUUGAUCGAUUCCUUGUAUGGACUUGAACAAGCCCCAGUUUUUCUUGUGUUAAGAUCUCCGGCAUUUGAUGAGUUUGAGGUGCCACAUAGAGUAUAGGUGGUAUAUUAGCCUCCACUGAGUUGGGUAAGACAUGUCUCCCAAGUGGCUGACUUAAAAAUAUGCAAAAUGCCAUAUUAUAUUGUGAUGAAUAUCAUUGUCCAUAGAAACUUUGCACAAAAGUUCUGUUCUUGAGCAUAACGUUAGUUUUCUGUUCUCAUAA